AUGAAAGGCCUAGCCAAACCAAACACUCCCCUCCACGUCUCAGCCGCAGACCCAAGUCUAAUCCUAACCACAUCGCGCGCCCGCCACCUAACCCAAGCCACCUCAGCCGCCCUCCGCAAACACUUUGGUAUCGGCGCCCAUGGCCCAGGAAAAGAUGUGUGCUCCGUCAUCUCAACAGGCCACUACCUCCUGCCCGUGCUCGCGUAUGGAAUCAUCGGUGCAGGCGGUAUCUUCUCCGCUGCCUCCGCGGCAAGCACAGCCAGCGAACUAGCCAAGCAACUACAAGGUGCCAGCUCGAAGAUCCUUGUUACCUGUCAAGCUACCCUGGAGACUACGAUUAGGGCUGCAGAGGACGCUGGGUGGGGUCGGGGUGGAGGCGGGCGCGUACUGCUUAUGAGUGAGGGGAGGGAAUGGACGUUGAAGAUUGUUGGUCAAGAUGGGAGGCCGGGGAAGGACAUCGUUGAUGAAGGAGAUUUACUGCCGUGGACGCGGAUCACGGAUAGCAAAGAGCUGGACGAGAGUCUGAUAGUGCUGAUUUAUAGCUCCGGGACGACUGGGCUACCCAAGGGAGUAAAGCUUUCACACCGGAAUAUGGUGAGCCAGACUGUUAGUACGGGGGAUAUGAUGAAAGCGUGGGUGAAAGAGAAAAGGCUGGACUUUGAAUACCGCACAAUCGCCCCCGGCGUACAAGGCUACCUCAUAAACCCCUUCUACCUGGCCGGAACCGUAUACUGGAUGCCCCGCUUCGACUUCCCAUCCUUCCUCACCUACAACGCCCGCUACCACAUAACAUUCUUCUUCACCGUUCCCCCCAUCCUUUUGCUAAUCGCCAAAAGUCCCCUAGCAACCACGCAAUUCGCAUCCCUAGAAUUCUGUGUCUCGGGUGCCGCGCCACUAGGAAGAGAUCUCCAGUAUGCAGCUAGUCAGAAACUUGGUGGGGAAGAGUGUUUUGUGGAUCAGACCUGGGGCUUGAGUGAGACGACGGGGAGUGCGACGAUUAUGACGCCUGGGAGAAGGGAUGAUACGGGGAGUGUGGCUAUGUUGUUGCCGAAUAUGCGGGCUAGGCUUGUUGAUGAUGAGGGAGGAGAUGUGGAAGAGGGGAUGGCUGGGGAGGUGCUGGUGAAGGGGCCGGUGGUGUGUAAGGGGUAUUAUCGGAACGAAGCCGCCGACAAAGAGGCUUUCACCCACGAUGGCUGGUUUCAUACGGGUGAUAUCGCGGAGUUUAGGGAUGGGAUGUUUUAUAUCGUUGACAGGAAGAAGGAGUUGAUUAAGUACAAGGGGCUACAGGUUGCGCCGGCGGAGUUGGAAGCCGUGCUGCUCAGUCAUCCGCUGGUUCUGGAUGCUGCAGUUAUUGGGGUGCUGACAGACGAUGGGACGAAUGAGGUGCCGAGAGCAUACGUUGUCGCUGACAAGAGUAAGAUUGGGUCGGAAGAGAUUGUUGAAUUCGUCAAGGGCAAGGUUGCUGGGCAUAAACAGUUAAGGGGAGGUCAACAAAACCAAAGGAUCCAGGACAUCCUCCCAACCCUCCAGAACGAGGCAGAUCAAAUCGACCAGAUUGCAAAGACAAGAGGAUGGUUCCGUCCAAAAGAAGACAGCGCGUACUACCCAUUGAUUCAAGACUACCUCGAUGAGAAGAUCGACGUGAAAGAAGCGACGGCGCGCAUCCUCGGACCGAUUGAUGAAAAGAUCAAGGAGGCCAAACUCGACGAUGUCGACUUCAUGGACCUAUGGACCAGCAUCAUUCACUCAGCAAGACGAUCAACAUUCCGCGACGGCGCCCGAACACAGCACCACCAACUCAUCGAGUUACUCGCCGCAUUCAAGGAGCACUCAAUACCGGACAACAAGGAGUAUGACUACCUCUACAAGGAGAUGACCGACUUUGGCAUGGCCUGUCGUGAGGCCUUCAACGACGCGCCAGCCGCUCACGAAGGCUUCAUCGAGACGGAGGUGCAAGCUUGGACGAACAUGAACUACUUCUUCGCCUUUGUCGCAAGGGAACAUAUCUACGAUCUCUCCAUGUACGCCAUCUUCGCGCUACGGGAAGCUCUCGAGACACCUCCCAUCGAUGAACCGAUGUCGACGGCCAACCAAAAGUACGACGCAAACGUUCCCGCAGCUGCAGCUUGGAUAAUAGCCUACGGCCACGACCUCUUCCGCAUGGAAAAAGAUCUCACGCCCACCGAUAAAAAGCAAGGCAACCCAGGACGCGGCGGCGAACUCUGGAAGGGCAAAAGCGAGUUCAGCAAAGAAAGAUGGGCGCUCUGGAAAGAACGGUUCGCGGCGAUCGCGGAGAUGGAGGGGGUCAAGGAACGAACGAGGCUCGAUGCCAAAGAUGCGAUAGAAGGCAUGGAGAGGAGCCAGACGUAUGAGCUCAUGAGGUAA
Molecule: messenger RNA, 2385 nt
Organism: Alternaria triticimaculans
Lineage: Eukaryota; Fungi; Ascomycota; Dothideomycetes; Pleosporales; Pleosporaceae
Exons: 5
Coding region: 1-2385 (794 amino acids)
Biological process (GO): secondary metabolic process
Molecular function (GO): CoA-ligase activity
Source: RefSeq, a predicted model, not a curated record